UUCAGAGUAUAUAAAUCUAGCGGAACAAAACAUAGGAGAUACUCAUUUGGACUUAGAGCUGUUGCAGUUAGAUUGUCAAUCGACGUGCAGAAUGCAGGCGGCUAUCAACACUUUGGUGCAACAAUUCAAACAUUUUGCAGGAAGUGAUGGGAAUGCAGCCACACUCAGUAAAGAGGAGUUCAGAAAACUGGUGAUCAGUCAGCUUCCUGAUCUUGUCAAGGAUGGCAGUGACCCUGCUGUGUCUGACAAGCUGUUCAAGUCAAUUGAUGUGAAUGAUGAUGGGGAGCUGAACUUUAUGGAGUUUUGGAAGCUGAUUGGGCAACUAGCAAUAAAUUCUCUAUAAAAGCUAUAAAGGAAACAUAUUUUGCCUAAUUAUCUGUGAUUCUCUUUUGAACAAACAUUUAAUAAACAAUGCAAUUUUAUCAGGUAA
Messenger RNA from Polypterus senegalus (gray bichir), 430 nucleotides. RefSeq names its product S100 calcium binding protein A11 (gene s100a11). The record is from RefSeq and is a predicted model, not a curated record. Gene Ontology annotation, cellular component: perinuclear region of cytoplasm. Bases 92 to 343 code for a protein of 83 amino acids. The transcript is spliced from 3 exons. Gene Ontology annotation, molecular function: transition metal ion binding; calcium ion binding. NCBI's taxonomy places the organism in Eukaryota, Metazoa, Chordata, Cladistia, Polypteriformes, Polypteridae.